AUGUCAGUCUCCUUCCCAACCACAGGAGCUUGACUGUUGUAAACAUGGCGGCCGCUGUGUGCAGAGUUCUGUCCUUCACUAGGAACGCUAAGGUGCUCCUUCAACCAGUGAGGUUGACUGCUGUACCCGUCCACCGAUACAGCGUGGAGGUUUCAAGUACCGGCGAGGCUAUCACUCAUACCGGCCAGGUGUUUGAUGAAAAAGACCCAAGAAGAGCUCGGUUUAUUGGAAAACAGAAAGAGGUGAAUAAGAAUUUUGCCAUCAACCUUGUGGCAGAAGAGCCAGUGACACACUUGGAGGCCAGAGUGGUGUCUUGUGAUGGAGGCGGAGGAGCACUUGGGCAUCCCAAAGUCUACAUCAAUUUGGAUAAGGACACAAAGGUGGGGACAUGUGGCUACUGUGGACUGCAGUUCAAGCAGAAGCAUCAUCACUGAAGCAUCAGUCCUGUAUUUGCUUCUCUGUAUAAAAUAAAUUAUGUUGUCUAACGGGGAGAACUUUUUUUUUUUUUUUUUAAAAAAAAAGCUUUUCUUUAACGAGGGAAAAAUAAUGAAUGUGAUACUUAUAAAUGUUUAAAAAUAGAGGUUGAAUUUUACUGGAUUCCUGGAUUCUGUUUAAUGCAGUUCUAGCAUUUGACCAAUAGAGGUCAGUGCUGUGCUACAUAUGUACUUCAGCUGACUGUCCAAACAGUGAAUUGCUUUUUAGCGUCAAACUGUAGCUUUUUUGUUGUUGCUUUUUUUAAGAAUAGGUAUGAAAUAAAAGAACAACAUAUA
Messenger RNA from Xiphophorus hellerii (green swordtail), 770 nucleotides. RefSeq names its product NADH:ubiquinone oxidoreductase subunit S6 (gene ndufs6). Lineage: Eukaryota; Metazoa; Chordata; Actinopteri; Cyprinodontiformes; Poeciliidae. The transcript has 4 exons. The record is from RefSeq and is a predicted model, not a curated record. Gene Ontology annotation, cellular component: respiratory chain complex I. Gene Ontology annotation, biological process: mitochondrial electron transport, NADH to ubiquinone. Bases 45 to 434 code for a protein of 129 amino acids.